Lingula anatina is the source of this 3523-nucleotide messenger RNA. RefSeq names its product oxysterol-binding protein-related protein 8. Gene Ontology annotation, molecular function: cholesterol binding. The record is from RefSeq and is a predicted model, not a curated record. Lineage: Eukaryota; Metazoa; Brachiopoda; Lingulata; Lingulida; Lingulidae. Gene Ontology annotation, cellular component: cortical endoplasmic reticulum; membrane; cytosol.
ACGAUGUGACGCCUGAUGGGGGCGUUGUGCCAAGUACAUGUAGACUAUAUAACUUGUAAGACUGGACGACGUCCACUUUGUGCGUGUAAAUUUAAUGCACAGUACAAGGAAGCCACCUUAGCUAAGGCGGUAAUACAAGAAUUUGAUGAUGACUAUGACUAUGAAGAUCCUUUCUUUGAGGAAGGAAUAGAUGAAAGCUACAGCAUGUCCCGUUCCUUAGUGGAUACCACCAGCAGUACAAAUUCUUCCAGUUCUCCAGGACAGCUUUCUUCUUCUGUUACCAUGAGGGACAGCAGUGGCCAUAGACUUAGUCCUGUCUUAUCAGAUUCUAAGGAGCCUUACAGAGAGGGCAAAAGUUUUUCAUUUUCUGGAUCAGUAGGUGUUGCCAGCUCUGGGGAGUCGCCUUCUCAGUCCCCUACUAUAGCAGUAAUUGAUGAAGAUCAAAAUUAUGGCAGUGACACAGCUCCUAGGUCCCCUGCCUUCCAGGGACAGAGAAGUAAGUCUGAAGGCAAGCUGCAGAGCUUUCACCCAGCAGUUGGGAAAUUUCCCAAAUCAAGGGAAUCUCUUAAGGUCCAGAAGAAAAAUUACAGGAAGGAAAAGAAGCGAGCUACUAAAGAAUUGCUGCACACUCUCAAAGACCCCACAGUUAUUGUGAUGGCAGACUGGUUGAAGAUACGUGGGACUCUGAAAGGUUGGACCAAACUGUGGUGUGUUUUGAAACCAGGACUAUUGAUUCUGUACAAAAGCCCAAAACAAAAGAGUAAACACUGGGUUGGGACUAUUCUGCUGAACACUACAGAACUUAUAGAAAGACCAUCCAAGAAAGAUGGGUUCUGUUUUAAGCUGUUUCAUCCCCUAGACCAGUCUAUAUGGGCUCCAAGGGGCCCCAAAGGAGAAACAAUAGGAGCAAUAACUCAGCCACUGCCUUAUUCCUAUCUCAUAUUCCGAGCUCUGUCAGAGUCAGCAGGAAAAUGUUGGAUGGAUGCCCUUGAACUAGCACUGAGAUGUUCAAGCUUGCUAAUUCGCUCCAUGACAAAGGACAAGGAAAGUGCCAACGCCUCCUUAGCUUCCAAUAUUAGUCAAGAAUCCUUUCUCACAGCUGCCUCACAAAACUUCAAUAUUGGGGAAAAUAUGAAUGAAAGUGACUGUGAAAAGCACUUUCUUGAAUUCGAUCUAGAAGACCAUGAAGAUAAGACAGACAAAGAGGACCGUGACAAGAGUGAGUUUGAGAAGAGUGAGGACAGCAGCUGCUCAGAGUCGGAUGAAGAUGAGGUGGACACCAUCAAUGAUGACCUCCAGCCAAUGGAGACACCAUAUGUAGAGAAUAUAGAGGAUGAGCAAAAUGUGGCUUACCAGCAAGGAGAUGGGGUUCAGACCUCAGAGGUUGCUGAUGAAAAUAAGAGCAUAAUUUGGGCUUUGGUGAAACAGGUUCGUCCAGGAAUGGACCUGUCUAAAGUGGUGCUGCCUACAUUUAUCCUGGAACCCAGAUCACUGCUGGAGAGAUAUGCUGACUUCUACUAUCAUGCUGAUAUCCUGUCUGGUGCUGUUCUGCAGGAAGAUCCAUAUUCCAGGAUGAAAAGUGUGGUCAAGUGGUAUGUCUCUGGAUUUUAUAAAAAACCAAAGGGUGCUAAGAAGCCAUAUAAUCCCAUCUUAGGGGAGACCUUCAGAUGCUGCUGGAAACAUCCUAAAACUGACAGUAGGACAUUUUAUAUUGCUGAACAGAUCUCCCACCAUCCUCCAAUGACUGGGUUCUGUGUGAUUAACAGGAAAGAUGGUUUCAGCAUCAAUGGUUGUGUCCUGGCUAAAUCAAAAUUUUAUGGGAAUUCCCUCUCAGCUAUAAUGGAUGGAGGUGGUAGGCUGACAUUUCUGAAGCGUGGUGAAGAUUACUUGAUCACUAUGCCUUAUGCUCAUUGCAAAGGAGUCUUAAUAGGAACACUUACAAUGGAGCUUGGUGGAAAGGUGCGCAUUGAAUGUGAGAAAACGGGAUACAAGACUGAGUUGGAGUUCAAACUCAAGCCUUUCUUGGGCAGCCCAGAACAGUGCAAUAGGAUUAUAGGCAAAAUCAGAUUUGGAGAAGAAACCCUUGCAACAGUGCAUGGACACUGGGAUCAAGAAAUAUACAUUACUGACAAAAGCACUGGGGAGACAGAAGUGUUCUGGGGUGUUACUUCAGAUGUCAGAGCAGGGAGAUUAAAGAGGUUUACUGUGCCUCUUGAGCAUCAGGAAGAGUUUGAAUCUGUUAGGCUGUGGCAGCAUGUGACAGCUGCAUUAUUAAGAUCAGACCAAGAAAUGGCCACCCAUGAGAAAUUUAUCCUGGAAGAUGCCCAACGAAAAGCAGCCAAGGAGAGAAAAGCCCUCAGUGUAGAAUGGGUGCCGAGGUUGUUUGAAAGAGAUCCACUGACAAAUGAUUGGGUGUACAAGUAUCUAGAUUCCAGGCCCUGGGACCCAAUAAACGAUGUGAUUCAGUAUGAAAAAGACUACAUGGUCAUGACCAAAACCAGGCGAAAAGUUCCAAUUGUACGUACAACCAGCAUUCUCAGUGUGAACAACAAGCCUGAUAAAAACAGCAGAAGGCAAAAAGCUGUAGAACACUCAAGGGCAGUGGCCCGCAUUAAAAGGAAUGCUCACAUGAGGGAAUGCAGGGAAAGCGGAAGUUCAACACCAGAUCCUGAACAUAGAAUUGAUGAGUCCACAUCAGAAAGUGAAGUGGAGGCCAAAGGGAAAAGUAACCAAUCAGUGGACCCAGAGAUGCUUAAACAGCUUCUGAACCCAUUGCAAGAGAUGCAGCGUCAGAACAAUCAGGCAUUGGCUAAUCUUCAUGGGCACCUGCAGCAGGUGGAGAGAGCAUAUUUAGAUGGCUAUGGUGGAGUCUAUCUUCAAAGCAGAGACUGGGUCAUUCUGGGUGCAAUUUUACUGUUUCAGACAAUCUUGUACUGGUUCUUCAAAUGAAGAUUUGAUGCAUCAACCCACAAACUAUGGUGCUCUAUUCCAGCAAUUUUUACACAGUUUUCACAAAAAAUUGAAGCAAAAGAAAACCUGAUCAGACCUGUAGCCAGCAAAUUUUAAGGGAUGGUUCUUUUUAUCUGAUAAAGGCCACCUUUCCACCACUUUACUUGAACUAAUGUGAGAAAUGGCAGAGAACCUAGAUCGAAUGGUGACUUUUUUUGGUAGAAAGGGUAGCUACAUGUUUUUUCUAACUUGCCCAACUACAGGUCCUCCGGGGCAGCAUUGCAAUAAACUGUCAGUUUUUAAGGCAGCAGCCAUCUCACAGCAAAACUUACAUUGGUAUAAAUACGUAAAAAGAUGUCUUUGAGUUCUAAACGAAGGGAAGCUGGAAUUCUGCCUAUCAUUAUGUAUAUCAAAAUUUCUGUCUUCUGAAGCAAAACUAGUUGCUUGUUAGAGUUUAGUACAUUUUGUAGGAAAUGGAUAAAUAACUGUAAAUUGUACUGUCAAAGUUGCACAAUCCACAAAGAUAUUUAAAAAAUAAAAACGACAAAGGGCAUGGUUAUGAUUUUAAAGCCAA